Momordica charantia (bitter melon) is the source of this 2397-nucleotide messenger RNA. RefSeq names its product vacuolar-sorting receptor 6. NCBI's taxonomy places the organism in Eukaryota, Viridiplantae, Streptophyta, Magnoliopsida, Cucurbitales, Cucurbitaceae. Gene Ontology annotation, molecular function: calcium ion binding. The record is from RefSeq and is a predicted model, not a curated record.
UGGAGUAUCGAGUCUCCCCUCCCCCCUAAUAGAAGCAAAACCAAACCAAGUCUUCCUCCCUCUUCUCGUUGCCUUCCACAAUUCUCUCUCACUUCUGAACCAACUCCAAACUUCUCUCUGUUCUAUUCCAUUCCCAUUUCCCAUUCGUCUUCUUUCCUUGUUUGAAGUUGGAAGUUGGAAUCUGGUCCAAGUCCAUGGGUUCUCUCUCCUUGCUCUCCCUGCUGUGGCUUGCGCUUCUCCCGCUCCGUCUGGACGCCCGUUUCGUGGUGGAGAAGAGCAGCAUCAGCGUUCUGUCUCCCAGCUCUCUGAAGUCGAAGCACGACGCUGCCAUAGCCAACUUUGGGAUUCCCGACUACGGUGGAUUUAUCGUCGGCUCUCUCUUCUAUCCUCAGAGAGGUGCUUUCGGGUGUCUCCCCUUUCAGGGCGACAGGCCUUUCAAGUCUAACACCCCUCGCCCUACCGUCCUUCUCCUCGAUCGUGGAGAUUGCUACUUUGCCUUGAAAGUAUGGAAUGCUCAACAGGCAGGAGCAGCUGUAGUUUUAGUAAUGGACAGUAUUGAGGAGUCUCUAAUAACAAUGGAUUCACCCGAAGACAGCACCGAAGCAGAUGCUUACAUUGAUAAAAUACGAAUCCCUUCUGCUUUCAUAGAGAAAUCCUUGGGGACUAGCCUGAAAGAGGCAGUGAGAAAUGGUGAAGACGUUGUGAUCAGAUUAGACUGGAGAGAGUCGGUUCCCCAUCCUGACAACCGAGUGGAGUAUGAGUUUUGGACCAACAGCAACGAUGAAUGUGGCACCCGGUGUGAUGAGCAGAUGGAUUUUGUGAAGAAUUUUAAGGGUCAUGCUCAGAUUCUUGAGAAGGGAGGUUACACUCAGUUCACACCACACUAUAUUACUUGGUACUGCCCGGAGGCGUUCAGAUUUAGCAACCAAUGCAAGUCCCAAUGYAUUAACCAUGGCAGGUACUGUGCACCAGAUCCAGAGCUGGAUUUUGGAGUUGGGUAUCAAGGGAGAGAUGUUGUGUAUGAAAAUCUCAGACAGCUUUGUGUGCAUCGAGUUUCCAACGAGACCAACCGCUCCUGGGUUUGGUGGGAUUUUGUUACAGAUUUUCACGUUAGAUGCUCCAUGAAGGAGAAGAGAUAUAGCAAACAAUGUGCUGAGGAUGUCAUGAAGUCUCUCAAUCUCCCAGUUGACAAGAUUAAUGAAUGCAUGGGCGAUCCUGAAGCUGAUAUGGACAAUCAGGUGCUAAAAAUUGAGCAAGAAAUGCAGAUUGGCCAUGGGUCUCGGGGUGAUGUUACAAUCUUACCCACAUUAGUGAUUAAUGACGUUCAGUACCGAGGGAAACUGGACAGAACUGCUGUGCUGAAGGCCAUCUGUUCAGGAUUCAAGGAAACUGAGGAACCUCCUAUUUGUUUAACUUCAGAUAUUGAAACUGAUGAAUGCCUUGAAAGGAACGGUGGUUGUUGGCAGCUCACACAACAGAACAUAACUGCAUGCAAGGAUACAUUUAGGGGACGAGUUUGUGAGUGCCCUGUUGUUAACGGUGUUCAGUAUAAAGGAGAUGGUUACACAUCUUGUGAAGCAUAUGGACCUGCAAGGUGCACGAUUAACAAUGGCGGUUGCUGGUCAGAAACUAAAGAUGGAUUAACUGCCACAGCUUGCUCAAAUUCAGAUAUAAGUGGUUGUAAGUGUCCAUCUGGAUUCAAAGGUGAUGGCCAAAAUUGCGAAGAUGUUGAUGAAUGCAAGGAGCGUCUUGCUUGUCAGUGCGAUGGCUGUAGCUGCAAGAACACUUGGGGUGGAUACCAAUGCAAGUGUAGUGGUAACAGAGUAUACAUGAAAGACCAAGAUACUUGUAUCGAAAAAAGUGGAUCAGGAGUUGGAAUGUUCCUGGUUUUUCUGGUGCUGGUAGUGGUUGUUGGAGCGGGAUUAGCCGGUUACGUGUUCUACAAAUAUAGGCUGCGGUCUUACAUGGAUUCGGAGAUUAUGUCGAUCAUGUCGCAGUACAUGCCAUUAGACAGCCAGAACAAGGUCGAAGCCCACAGUGAAUCUGAGCCGCUAAGACAAGGCACAGUGUAACGAGGCAGGUUGGAGAGAUGAAAAAGGAGUAACAGCAGAGAGAGAGAGGGCAGGAACAGGAUGGAGAAUUAUAGUGAUACAUAGAUUAUGAACUCGGCUCUUCUAGUCAUGGUAGCUUGGCUUGGCUUGUGGAGUUAUUUUUCUUAAGAUGACUAUGAUGUUUGUUGUAUGUAAAUACCAUUGUUGAGGGACGUGAAUGUAGAUUAAUAAAUCGAAAUUUAAUGAUGCAUUUAUGUAGUCGAGGCAGGCUACCAAGCAAACUCAAAAGGAUUGUAUGAGAAUGUAGUAAGGGAAUGGCAUAAAUUUGAAGUUGCAUUUCAACAUA